Messenger RNA from Brienomyrus brachyistius, 1104 nucleotides. Its product is annotated as transmembrane emp24 domain-containing protein 6-like. The transcript has 5 exons. NCBI's taxonomy places the organism in Eukaryota, Metazoa, Chordata, Actinopteri, Osteoglossiformes, Mormyridae. The record is from RefSeq and is a predicted model, not a curated record. Gene Ontology annotation, biological process: Golgi organization; intracellular protein transport; endoplasmic reticulum to Golgi vesicle-mediated transport. The coding region runs from base 275 to 1003 and encodes 242 amino acids. Gene Ontology annotation, cellular component: endoplasmic reticulum-Golgi intermediate compartment; endoplasmic reticulum; COPII-coated ER to Golgi transport vesicle.
GGUAUCCUCACAGUGACGUGUGCCCGUAGACGGGUAUCCUCACAGUGACGCGUGCCCGUAGGCGGGUAUCCUCACAGUGAUGUAUGCCCAUAGACGGGUAUCCUCACAGUAACGCGUGCCCGUAGUUGAGUGUCUCAGAAGAGACGUGUUGACGUGUUAAUGUAAGAGUGGCUCAUGGCACAUGUUCGUUUCCCACAAUAUGGACAGUUAAUCAUUUGCCAGCUCUGGCUACAGUCUGCACCAGGUUCCUGCCUCGGGCCAUGACAGGCAUAUCAUGCUACGUGUGCUGAGCUAUUCACUGAUCCUGCUGCUGCUCGUGCUCCAGGGCCCGGCACACGGGGAGCCCGGGGCCAAUCCGGGGGCCGGCCCCUCGGCACAGGAACUCUUAUGGGGCUCGGACCAAUACGACUUUGCUAUUGUGGUGCAGGCCUCGGCUCUGGACUGCUUCUGGCACCAUGUGCACCAAGGGGAGAAAUUCUACCUAAACUACAUGGUGCAGUGGGUGACAGGGGUGGCCGACAGGCGUCUGUCUGUUUCUGUUAACUCUCCCGAUGGCCUCCUGCUCUCCAUGAUCGACGACGCCAAAGGCCAAGUCAGCUUCCUGGCACGAGAGACAGGUUUUUAUCAGAUGUGCUUCAGCAAUUUCCACAACCGCCUGGGCAGCAUGCAGGUCUUCCUGAGCUUCGGGGUUUACUACGAAGGUGCAAGAGAGGAGAAAGAGAAGGAGGAAAAGCAGAAAGAACUGAAUGACACGCUGUCCAUCAUCGAGGAUAGUUCCCACAGGCUGCAGGCCUAUGUGUUCCAUAUGGGGCGCUACUACAGCUUUGCCCGCAUGAGCAAAGGGGCAGACUACUACCUGCUCCUAUCCAACGGCAGCUACGUGACCUGGUGGUCUGCCGCCCAGAGUGCUGUCAUCAUCACGGCUGGAUACCUGCAGCUCCUCGUCCUCAAGAGGCUCUUCAGAACCACAACAAGCGCAGAGAGCAACAAGCCUCGCUGCUGAGGCAUCGCCCUGUGACCCGGCUCAGUCGCCCCCCACGGUGGCUCAGUACCUGCAGCCUGGCAACCCUCUAUGAUGAUUUACCUAUUACUGAGCUGGUUACC